This is a messenger RNA of [Torrubiella] hemipterigena, 3835 nucleotides long. NCBI's taxonomy places the organism in Eukaryota, Fungi, Ascomycota, Sordariomycetes, Hypocreales, Clavicipitaceae. The record is from the annotation of a GenBank genome assembly.
GCAAAAAGCGCUAGACUCUUUUGGCCGCCAAGGGACCGAGCUGACUCUGGUAGCGGGUGAUGAUCUGCUGUUUGGGUGUUGCGAGAGCCGUGGCGGCCAAGUGCCGUCUGCGCAGUACAUGAGAUUUCCAGGAUGUGUGUGCGCGCAUGAAAAAUUAGAAACUAGAGAAUAUCAUCCAAUCUUCCAGCGCAAAGUUUCCAAAAUAUUAAUAUGAGCACUACCAAUUGGCAACAUCAACCCCCAUUGUUCAUCGGCCAAACUCUCCAGGCUACCCGCUAAAUCCAGCCCACCCACCGCACUGCUAUCCACUAAAAGACAGCCUGUGCGCUCAACUUACUGGCAAAUCUUCAGCGCCACCAACCGCCGCCGCUCAUUUUUAAUCGGGUCCCUGGUCAGCGCUAUUUCCAAGGUAACCCACGCUGGCUUUUCUCCCGCUGAUCCCUCGCUGAGCAUUCGUUGGACCUUGUUGGGCGUUGUUUUUUUUUCUUCUCUUUCUUCGCUUUCAUCGUUUCUACAUCCUCACCUUGCGCCAGUCUCAACGCAACACCGGCCUAUUCUCCGGCUCGGCCUUUGGCUACGCUGCAACUCGCUCGCUCCGUCUUGGCCUUAACGCCGCCCGACAUCACCACGGCCCCCAACACACCGAGACAGAGAUCGAGUGACGCUCUUACCUCAAGCUCGCAUCUCCUCCUCCCGACAGCCACUGCGCCCACGCGACUCGACCAAAACCCGUGAAUGCAGCGUCGCUGGGGGCAUCUCGUCGCCACGCAAGCCCCGACUGCGCGUUGUUGUCAAGAAUGACUGGCCCGUCGCUGUCUCAGUUGCUAGAUAACCGACCGCAGUCUUCCAAUUCUCACCAGCAGCACCAGCAACAACUGCCACAAUCUUUCAUCCAGCCGACGGACAUGUCACGAUCAGUACCAUUUGGCUUGCCAAUGGCUGCCAUUCAACCGCCUCCAGUUCCGUCACCAUCCACCUCCUCCACGGCGGGCCAAACGCAAACAUCGCCAGCGUCAGCACCAUCUGCGUCGAGCGAGCCCGAAGCGUCGCAGUCGCAGCCUCGAAAGAAAGAUCCAUCACAGGGCAAUCUCUACGCAUGCCGUGACUGCGGCCGUUCCUACUCGCGCCCCGAACAUCUUGUCCGCCACGUCCAGACGCACACUCUUGGUCGUCGCUUCGCUUGCGAAAUCUGCUCCAAGACGUUUGCGCGAAAGGACCUGUUGCGCAGACACGUCGCCAACCACGCUAAUGAUACUGCUGCAAAGCGCCGCCGAGUUGUCGCAGCAGCUGGCUCUGGUAGAGUUUCGUAUGCUUGCCGGCCAUGCGCUGCUGCUCGAGUCAAGUGUGAAGAGGCCAAACCAUGCAAGCGCUGUACCUCUCGAGGCCUAGAAUGCGUCUUGUCUGAAGCUGGCGAGGCCGCCACUCAGCAUCUCAACAGCCUUUCGGAGAAGAUUCACAUUAUCCAGGAGCACUUUCCCGGCUCAAACAAUGGCGACCCUUCAGCUACACACGACGAAAGCCAACUGCCUACACCAGACACUGGCCCUGAGCAAGGUCCUGCAGAACCGAUGCCUCAAUUCACGCCGCAACAUCAACAACCGCAGCCGCCACCCCCGAUGAGAAACGAUCCUAACCAUGUUCCCUUUUUCGACUUCCUCCGCGAUGUGCUAUUUGAUACCCCGACAGAAAUAAACAACCGACCCGUUGAUAACCAGAGCAACAUGGCUGUGCUUGACUUUUGCAGCAACAACAGCUUGGAGCUGACGGAUAUGGACUUUGGCCUGCUGGAUUAUUGGAACCUGGAUCCGUUAGCUGACGGGUCAGCUCCCAUGAUGCCGAUGAACGAUUUUGGCCUGCGACCCGAGACAGCCAACGAGAUAUCUCAGAUGCGCCAAAAUCUUGUCAAAGUUUGGACGGAAUCGCCCUGGCGCUGGCAGCCGCGGCAACAUAUCGACACCGGAUUUGGACAGCUAGGCGAUUUACCGGUUUCCGCGAGGGAUACAGCAAGCUUGAACAUUCAAGGUCGCGGAAAGGGCCUAGAGCGAGUAACACGAGAGAAAUUAGACCACACCAGCCGUGACAAGGUGUUGGCAAUGAUGUUGGCAACCUGUCGAUCCGAUUCCAUCAGCCAGCGUGUAGCAGGCUCGUUUCCAACCUCCGAGUUCAUGGAGACCAUGAUUCACAUAUUCUUGGCGUCACAGGCAUGUAUGGUAACCGGCUGGCUGCAUUUCCCAACCAUGAAGCUCAACAGCCGAUACCCAGAAUGGAUUGCGGGAGCGGCAGCAGCAGGAGCUGUUAUUUCGUCGGUGCCCACACUGACAAAGUUUGGUUAUGCCGUUCAGGAAGCUGUACGAAUUAGUAUGCCUUCGAGAUUUGAAGAAGACAACCUGGCCAUCCACGACAUUGGACUACUACAAGCUUAUGUGCUAUGGCAGGAUAUAGGAUUGUGGAGUGGCAACCGCCGCAAGAUGGAAAUUUCGGAAUGCCAUCUCGUGAUUCCCGUGACUAUGCUUCGAUACCGUGGCAAAUUCCAGCGAUCCUACUACCCGAUGAUGCACGUAUACCCCGACGACACGGGCGAGGAACUCCAGGCAAAAUGGAAGACAUGGAUUGCGCGCGAGGAGUGGCGAAGACUUGUCUUCCACUGCUAUAUUCGAGAAUCGCAAGUGACAAUGACGACGCUGACGAAUCCUUGUAUGUCCUAUUCCGAACUAACGCUCCCUCUGCCUGAACCCAAAGAACUGUGGUUCGCCAAGACGGCGGAAGAGUGGAAGCAGCAGUAUAUACUGCGACACGGCGGACAAACCAAGCGCCCUCCAUGCAUUGGCGAUGUGCUGCGUGACAUUCACCUGCUACGAGCAAACGCCAACCGUAUCGACACGCAGCUGUCCAUUGCAGCAUACAUCCAUGGCUACUGGUCACUCAUUCUGGAAUACCGCCAAAUGUGCGCCGUGCACCGAGUGCGCUCCUACACACUGACACCUGCGACGGCAGCAUCUAUGCUUCUGAACCAGCGCCAUCAGGAACUACUAAAGGAUCUACAGACGUUCCAGCUUGUCGCUUCGGACUGGAACGCCGUGACGCCACAGGAGCACAUGAUGCUCAACCUGCUGCUCAUGAACCUGCACAUCUCGCUCGACGAUCUACAGCUCUUCUCCGGCAAAGAAGGCGAGGAUCAGGCGCGCCGAAUCUACCCCAUUCUCCAGCAAUGGGCUUCAGGCUCUGAUGCGCGCUCGGCAGCCUGGUACGCAGGCCAAGUGCUGCGGUACGCCAAGGAGUUCCCUGAAGACCACAUUGUCGGCUUCUACGCCGUAGCCUGCCAUCACGCGGCGCUGGCGCUGUGGACGUACGGUGUGAUUGGCCGAGCCAACGGGCGACAGCCAUUCACCGGCAACACGGUGGCAGAGAUGGUUGAGCUGGACGGGCCCGAUUCGCUUGCGGCCCACCGAUUCAUCGGCUUUGAACAAGGAAACCCGGUGAUCCGGGGACCCAAGUCGGCGCGGGACGGCAGCGUGCAGCUGGCCUCGCUCAAGAGCACGCGGACGUGCAUGACGGUGGUGCAGGAUAUCCUGCGGGCCAACGUGAGCAAUCCCAAGCACGGCACGCCUCACAUUAUUGAGAAUCUGUGCGGAUUGAUUCAGAAGCUGGGCGAUGCAGCAUGGGCUGUUGGCCUGAGCUAGGCGAAGCUUUUGUGGCUGCUGCUGCCGCCGUAUAUAAUGUGUGUAUAUGUAUAUACUUUUUUUGUAUGAUGAAGUAAAGCUCUAUGAGGAGACAUGAAUGCCAAAAACCCAUUUCAUUUUAUGCUAUCUGAUAUGAAUUCGCCGUUGUAAAACUC